Molecule: messenger RNA, 2461 nt
Organism: Cannabis sativa
Lineage: Eukaryota; Viridiplantae; Streptophyta; Magnoliopsida; Rosales; Cannabaceae
Product: acid beta-fructofuranosidase
Exons: 7
Coding region: 258-2246 (662 amino acids)
Biological process (GO): carbohydrate metabolic process
Molecular function (GO): beta-fructofuranosidase activity
Source: RefSeq, a predicted model, not a curated record
AGCCAAAUCAACACAUAUAUUUGUAUAUUCCCACAUCGCUGAGAACAAAAUAAUCUCUAUUAUUGUCAUUAAUUAAGGGAUUAUUAUAUUUUUUCAGGAAAAAAAAAUAAAAUUAUUAAUCACAAUCUCAUCCUUAAUCCUCUCUAUAUAUACACACAUAUACAUAUUUUUAGAUCAAUUUACUCUCUCUUUAUUCCAUUUGUUCCAAAGAAAAAAAAGUUUAAAAUCUUUUCCGUGAUUUGGAACAGAAUCUUAUAAUGGUGGACUCUCAGCCUUUUCUUCCCAGCUCUCCAACCCUUCCCACCUCCAACGGCGACGGCCGGCGGCGGCGACGACCCAUGAAAGGGUUGGUGGCAAUGGUUUCUGGGUUGUUAAUGGUUGUUCUCUUGGCUGCCAUUAUUGGCCGGAAAGAUCCACGUGGAUUCUUUCACCGUGAAGAUGAUGAAGAUCAAAACGUCAUCGGAUCGUUGUUUAAGUCUAAAGAAAAUACCCAGCCACAGCCAGAGACAUUUCAACCCGCCUACUCUCGCGGAGUAUCGGCCGGUGUAUCGGAGAAGACGAGUCAGUUAUUCUCCGGCCAAAACCCGGUGGCGUUUCCUUGGAAUAAUAGCAUGUUGUCGUGGCAAAGAACUGCUUUUCAUUUUCAGCCAGAGAAGAAUUGGAUGAACGAUCCAAAUGGUCCAUUAUACUACAAAGGAUGGUACCACUUUUUUUACCAAUACAACCCCAACGGUGCAGUGUGGGGAGACAUAGUGUGGGGCCAUGCAGUCUCCUCCGACUUGAUCCACUGGCUCCACCUCCCACUGGCCAUGGAGGCGGACCAAUGGUACGACGCCAACGGUGUCUGGUCUGGCUCUGCCACCAUUCUCCCUGACGACAGAGUUGUUAUGCUAUACACUGGGUCAACCAAUGAGUCAGUCCAGGUCCAGAACCUCGCGUACCCGGCUGACCCAUCUGACCCGCUUUUAAUCAAAUGGGUUAAGUACUCUGGAAACCCGGUUCUGGUUCCACCACCCGGAAUCGACAACAAGGACUUUCGUGACCCCACCACGGCUUGGUUGACAUCCGAAGGUAAGUGGAGGAUCAUAGUUGGGUCAAAGGUUAACAAAACAGGGAUCUCUUUGGUUUAUGAUACUCUGGAUUUUAAGAGCUAUGAACUCUUGGAUGGUGUUCUUCAUGGUGUGCCCGGAACUGGGAUGUGGGAGUGUGUUGAUUUCUAUCCAGUGUCUACUUCUGGGGACCAUGGUUUGGAUACCUCUAUUAAUGGGGUUGGUGUUAAGCAUGUGGUGAAGGCCAGUCUUGAUGAUGACAGACAUGAUUACUAUGCAAUUGGUACUUAUGAUGAGAAGAAUGGUAAAUGGAUUCCUGAUAACAGUGAGAUUGAUGUUGGGAUUGGGAUUAGAUAUGAUUAUGGUAUUUUCUAUGCUUCUAAAUCUUUCUAUGACCCCAAAAAGGGAAGGAGAGUGUUGUGGGGUUGGAUUGGUGAGUCUGAUAGUGAACUUGCUGAUGUCAAGAAAGGAUGGGCAUCACUUCAGGGUAUUCCUAGGACAGUUGUGCUGGACAAGAAGACAGGUUCCAAUCUACUUCAAUGGCCAGUUGAGGAAAUUGAGAGCUUGAGAUUAAGCAGCAGAGAGUUCAACAAUGUUGAGCUUAAACCAGGGACAAUAGUGCCAAUUGAUGUAGGCACAGCCACACAGAUUGAUGUUGUAGCUGAGUUUGAGGUUGACAAGAAGGCCUUGGAAGCAACAGCUAAAGCCAAUUACACAGAGUUUAGCUGCAGCAACAGUGGUGGUGCUGCUCAACGUGGUGCUUUGGGGCCAUUUGGUCUUCUUGUUCUUGCAGAUGACAAACUCUCAGAACAGACUCCUGUAUAUUUCUUUAUUGUUAAAGGCUCUGAUGGAAAUCUCAAGACUUUUUUCUGCAGUGAUCAUUUAAGGUCUUCUGUAGCAAAUGAUGUGAAAAAACAAAUAUUUGGUAGCUUUGUUCCAGUACUGAAAGAUGAAAAGCUAUCUGUUAGAAUUUUGAUUGAUCAUUCCAUAGUUGAAAGCUUUGCACAAGGAGGAAGAACAUGCAUCUCAUCUAGAGUUUAUCCGACAAAGGCAAUCUAUGGCGCGGCUCGAAUUUUCGCAUUCAACAAUGCUACCGAGGCCAGUGUUAAGAGCUCAAUCAAGAUAUGGCAGAUGAACUCUGCUUUCAUACGCCCCUUUCACCCUGAAAAUAAGAAGCCACCACAUAAUUCAUUAUGAUUUGAAACAAGUAAAAGUUUAGUUUCAAAUGUUUCUCUUUCUGUCUUCUUGGCCUAUUGUCAAACAAGAAAGGGGUAUUUUUUUUUUUUUUGGGUAUUUUCUCCUAAAUGGCACAUGGGAAAAUAUACAUGUGCAUUCUUAUUUUUGAUUAGGGUGUAAUUAGAUUCUAUUUCCUAUUGAGUUAUAUAAAUGAAGCUGAAAAUAUUUUUUCUUUA